Messenger RNA from Fusarium sp. VM40, 1599 nucleotides. Lineage: Eukaryota; Fungi; Ascomycota; Sordariomycetes; Hypocreales; Nectriaceae. The record is from the annotation of a GenBank genome assembly.
AUGGCGAUACCUUUCGUGUCAUUGUCGAAUAUGCUGGCGCUCCGCUUCUUUCCAUUGCUAUCGUUGGCCCUGUAUGCCAGCCUAAUCUCACCUGCUGCCAGCCAGACCCGACCCAGCUAUCACAUCACCCCCGAGAAGAAGUGGAUGAAUGACCCCCAACGUCCGUUUUUCCUCGGGAAUGAGUGGCAUCUCUACUACCUGUACAACUCCAACUGGGAAAGUUCAAACCCGGGUUCAGGAGGAACAGAGUGGUACCACGUUACAAGCCCCGACAUGAUAUCCUGGACUCGUCAGGGCGUGGCUAUCGAGAAAUACAAACCAAACCCACCGAGCGGCAAGAUCCUUGGCGACAUUGAGACCGGCAGCGCCGUGAUUGACACGAAGAACACGGCUGGUUUUGGCAAGAAUACCGUUUUGGCCAUGGUCACACAGAUGGCAGAUGGUGUGCAACAGCAGUCUCUUUUCUAUUCCACCGAUAACGGGUAUAGCUUCACCCCUUAUGAAGGCAAUCCUGCAAUGCCAAACCCAAAUCCGAGUACCAAACCUGCCUUUCGCGAUCCCAAAAUCUUCUGGGAUGACGAAGCCGGGCAUUGGGCUAUGGCACUCGCUGAGGGUAGCAAGAUUGGUUUCUAUGCCUCUAAAGAUCUCAAGACCUGGCAGUAUAUGUCUGGAUUCUUCCCUGGGGAUGGUCAUAUAGAUUUGGGAAUACUCGAGUGCCCAGAUCUAUACCAGAUUGACCUAGAUGGAGACACCGCAAAGCGCACCUGGGUUCUCGCUAUGGGCGCAAACGGCUACCGCUACAAUAGGCCAACGGGAACAGCAUAUUGGAUCGGAAGGUGGGACGGUCGAGGUUUCGUCGCCACAAAUAGUCUCCCUCAGUGGAUGGAUGACGGGCCCGACUUCUACGCCACUGUCAGUUGGGAGAAUCCGAAAGAUACUUACGGCAGUCGCUUUGCUAUUGCUUGGAUGAACAACUGGGACUACGCACCGACGUUGCCAUACUACGGAGAUUUUGCUGGCCAGACCAGCCUGAUUAGGGAGGUCAAGCUCAAGACCGUCAAUGGUGCCCCUACGUUGGUCAGCAGCCCGAUAACAGGGUGUGGCUUUGACGAACCUUCCAGCUCCGUAAGCGGAAAGACCAUCACCACAGAUCCCGCAACUGCAUCUCUCCCUGGUAACCUUCGUGAGGGUGCAUACGUCAUCCAUGCCACCAUCUCCAAGAGUGACGGCGACACGGGUGAUGAAGUCCGCUUUCGAAUCAAAUCCGACGGGUCCUUUAGUACGACAGUCGGCUACAACUUUGUGAAUUCUGAAGCCUUUCUGGUCAGAGACUCGGACGGUUCCGCGACGGAUUCCCUCGCUGAGGGUCCGAAGAAGACAUACAACGCUAUACGAACGGCCCCGAAUCCUUCAGGAACAAAUACGGUGAAGCUGGUGAUAUAUGUGGAUUGGAAUUCAGUCGAGGUGUUUGUUGAUAACGGUGUGGCUGUACUAUCAGGACUUAUUUAUCCGAAUGAAGCGGCGAGUGGUAUUCAGGUUGUGUCGGAUCAGGGAAGCUUAUCGUUGGCGUCGUUCAGUUAUACUGGGUGCGAGAAAUAG